Messenger RNA from Verticillium alfalfae VaMs.102, 891 nucleotides. RefSeq names its product yippee family protein. The transcript has a single exon. The record is from RefSeq and is a predicted model, not a curated record. Lineage: Eukaryota; Fungi; Ascomycota; Sordariomycetes; Glomerellales; Plectosphaerellaceae. Bases 1 to 891 code for a protein of 296 amino acids.
AUGGCCCCCUCCUCCUCCAAAUCGCCCGACCUCAAACCUCUGUUCCCCUCCUAUCUCCUUCCCGCGUUCAAGCUGCCCUUUAUCCGCCGUCCUCGCCAGCCGAGCACAUCCAACACCUCCGACAUCCCCUCGCUCAGCAGCUCGCCAACGUCCUCCGCCCCAAGCUCAGCAGCCGGCUCGCCGCCAUCCUCGCUGCCCGAGCGCUUCGGCCCCAGCAACCCCAUCAUCGGCAGCACCGCCGCCAGCAGCACAGCGAGGCGCCUCUCCCGCACAAACCCCGACACCCUCCGCUGCUCCACCUGCGCCUCCGACAUUGCCUUUGCCGCCCAGAUCGUCAGCAAGGGCUUCACGGGCCGCUACGGCCGCGCCUACCUCGUCGCGCCCCUGAGCCCCACGGCCCCGUCCCCGUCCUGCUCCGCCCCGCCGGCUGCGACCCCUGUCCGCGACCUCCUCAACGUCCGUGUCGGCCGCUCGGAGAACCGCCAGCUCGUCACGGGCUGGCACGUCGUCGCCGACAUCACCUGCGCCGUGUGCCACGCCAAGCUCGGCUGGAAAUACGUCGACGCCCGCGAGGAGGCGCAGAAGUACAAGGUCGGCAAGUUCAUCCUCGAGACGGAGCGCGUCGUCGGCUUCAAGCGCUGGGAGGACGUGCAUGACGACGCCGACGCUGUCGUCGGGGGCGGGGUGCUUGAGGGGCCUGCGUCCCGGCCUCGGUCCACGCGUGCUGAUGACGACAAUGACGACGACGACGAGCAGAAGAAGGGCGUGACACCGGAUGACGUUGUUUUCGACUCGGAUGAUGAGGACGAGUGCGAGGAUAUCUUUGCCGGCACGUGGGAUCCUGUUGUUGUGGCUAAGAGGAGGGGCCGCAAGGCAUCCGCUGGCAAGUGA